AUAUUCGUCCAAUCAGAAGCAUUCAAUUUGGCGAUGGCCAUUGGAGGUGCGAUACUGUUCUCGAUUUAUUUGAUCUUCGAUCUCGAUCGCAUCAUUCAUCACAGCUCACCUGAGGAUUACAUCGAAGCUUGUGUAUCGCUCUAUUUGGAUAUCAUUAAUCUUUUCUUGAGAAUUCUUCAAAUUGUUGGCGAAAUGAAUCGUCAGUGA
Anisakis simplex (herring worm) is the source of this 207-nucleotide messenger RNA. The record is from the annotation of a GenBank genome assembly. NCBI's taxonomy places the organism in Eukaryota, Metazoa, Nematoda, Chromadorea, Rhabditida, Anisakidae.